GGUGUGCCCGGCGCGAUGUCGGAGGAGGCGAUGGAGAGCUACCUGUACGCCGCCUACCCGCCGUACUCGUACCGCUACCCGCAGCCCAAGGGCAAGGCGGGGGCUGCGGGCGGCUGGCGGCCCAGGGGGGGGCGGCUACUCUCGGCCUACGGGGAGGCGGCGGCGGCGGCGGCAGCCGAGUACUUCGACAACUACCAGCGGGCGCAGCUGAAGGCCAUCCUGUCGCAGGUGAACCCCAACCUGACGCCGCGGCUCCGCAAGGCCAACACCAAGGAGGUGGGCGUCCAGGUGAACCCGCGGCAGGACGCCUCGGUGCAGUGCUCCCUGGGGCCCCGCACGCUGCUCCGCCGCCGGGCCGGCCCCGCCGCCAGGCUCCGCGAAGCGGAUCCGGAGCAGGACCUGGAGCAGGAUCCGGAGCGGUACGCGGAGCAGGAGCAGGGCAGCCCCGCCACCACCAGCACCCGCGCCGUGCGCUUCCCCCGCACCAUCGCCGUGUACUCGCCCAUGGCGUCCCGCAGGCUCACCGCCUUCCUCGAGGAGCCCGAGCAGGAGCCCUCGGCCGUCGGGGAGGAGGCGGCCGAGAAGCAGCAGCAGCAGCAGCAGCGGGAGGCGGAGGCGGCCGCCGUGCGGGCCAGCUGGGAGAAGCCCCCCGAGGGCGAGGCCAAGGCCGAGGGCGAGGCCAAGGCCGAGGCCGAGCCGCUGGGGCAGCGCCCGGCCGCCGCCCCGGGGCCGGAGGGGAGCCGGGAGGAGGAGAAGGAGAAGGAGCAAAAGGAGCAGGAGGCGCGGGCGGAGCCGCCGGCAGCCCCCCAGAAGCGGGAGGCGGGCCCGGGCAAGACCCGGCUGCGCUUCCAGUUCCUGGAGCAGAAGUACGGCUACUACCACUGCAAGGACUGCAACAUCCGCUGGGAGAGCGCCUACGUCUGGUGCGUGCAGGGCACCAACAAGGUCUAUUUCCGUCAGUUCUGCCGGACCUGCCAGAAGUCCUACAACCCGUACCGCGUGGAGGACAUCACCUGCCAGAGCUGCAAGCAGACGAGGUGCACCUGCCCCGUGAAGCUGCGCCACGUGGACCCCAAGAGGCCCCACCGCCAGGACCUCUGCGGGAGGUGCAAGGGGAAACGCCUCUCCUGCGACAGCACCUUCAGCUUCAAGUACAUUAUCUGAGGGGAUGGGGGUUUGCGUUGGUUUCGGGGCUCUUCUACAAGACUGCAAGUAGAGCAGAGGUUUUUUUGUUGUUGCUGUUACUGUUUGAAGGUACUUAGCAAGGUGUAGCUGGGAAAGCAUGUGAUUAAAAGUAUUGCAAAGCA
This is a messenger RNA of Cygnus olor (mute swan), 1307 nucleotides long. RefSeq names its product zygote arrest 1 (gene ZAR1). The record is from RefSeq and is a predicted model, not a curated record. Gene Ontology annotation, biological process: translation. NCBI's taxonomy places the organism in Eukaryota, Metazoa, Chordata, Aves, Anseriformes, Anatidae. Gene Ontology annotation, cellular component: cytoplasm. Gene Ontology annotation, molecular function: mRNA base-pairing post-transcriptional repressor activity.